AUGGAAGACAUAAUGAUCGAACAAUGGAAUCCAUCGUCGUCAUAUGAACAGUAUUGGGAAGCAUGUGCACCAAUCUAUUGUACUUAUUCGCAGAUUGCACAUACAAAAAAUUUCGUUGGAGUAUUAGUGGCACUGGUGUCCGUGAUUAGUACUCUUACUGUAGUACUACGUAUUGGUAUAAAUUUACUUGCCAAGUUUGUUAUUAAUUUAUUCAAACGAACUCCUAAAAGACAAAAUGAAGUUAAACCAAAAUUAAAAGAUCGAUUAAAGAAAAUGUUCUUGACAAUAAUAAUGCAAGCAUCUUCUGCAAUGAUCGAUUUGAAUAUAUUUCCUCUAUGGCGUUUUGGAAGUAACACCGAUCGAAUGACUGCUAAACGUCUUGGCCAAUGGUCCACUCGUCUAUAUAUUGUCUUAUUCAUUACUAGUCUUACAAUUAUUAUUAUUUAUAUUGGUGUUCAGCCUCAAAUGUUGACGAAAAGUAUUAAUGAACCAAGUUUAAAUGUCUAUAAUCGUGUUUUACGUGACCAUAGUGAUACACUUCAAUGUCCUUGUUCGUCAAUUUCGUCAACAUACAGUCAAUUUAUUGAAAUAAAACCAGUUUUUCAUGAGGUCUGUUCAAGUAUAUUUGUUUCGGAUAAAUGGCGAACUAAUCUUACGAAUGGUUUGAUUUCUGAUUUAUCUAUUUAUGAUACACACGAUUAUCGACGUUUCCUUUCAGCCCAUUUGCAAUUUCUUAAGGGUCUAUGCCAAUCUUCUAUUCAAUCAAUAAACGAUUCUAUCAAUCAAUUUCUUUCUUCUUCGUUGGUGACUACGAAUAUUAUUACAGAAACGAUUUUAAACUCACAAGUCAAUGUACUAAUUGACGAAAGUAAAUCAAAUGCUCUGGUUAUAUUUGCUCGUCUUCUCUUUUUCCUUCAAUCAGCAAACCAUGGAAAUAGACUUGUAUCAGGCUAUGGAACGAAUUUUAUAUUCGGAGGUUCAGAUUCCAUUGCUCACGGGAUAUGGUUUCGUUCAUACGCUGUGGAAGUCCUGUAUGAUAAUCAAUGUUCAUGUAUAUUGAAUAGAACGUGCACUAUUCAAGCUACUUUUAUUAAUAAGAAUUUAUCGGAAAUAAUUACCAUCAAUGGUUUAAAAAUGGGUUGUACACCAAGCGAAUCAUUUCUUCGGUCAACACUUGAAUGUUUUUACAAUUAUUCAUGUAUAAAUAUAAUUCAAACUCAAACCAACAGCAGUUAUGAAAUGAAUACUCCUCCUCUUAUCACCGGUGCGAGCCGAUUUCCAAUUAAUACAACUGUCAAUGAUCUCGUCAAUGAUCUUUUCGUUGAAAACUGGUCAAUAGCAGUAAAUUAUUCAUUGUAUUUUGACCAAUGUUCACCAAAAUUGUGUUCAUAUACUUAUAUUCAAAAGCUCAAUUCAUUCUAUACAGUGACAUCUGUACUUAGUAUUUCUGGUGGUCUUAUGUUUAUCCUCAAAUGGAUUUCUCCUAUAUUAGUACGUCUUCUAGUUGUUAUUAAUCGAUAUCGGAAGAAGCGAACAAACGUUGUUCAAUGUGAAAACAAUAUUUCGAUGACAACCAUCACAAUUGUUGACAUAAUGCCUCGUCAAAGGAAUAUUCAGCCUGAGACUAUCAAUUUACAAUCAGAAUCUAAUGAUCUGCCACCUCCGACACACUAUGGUUCAUUUCUACUAUGCUUUCACAAGUUGAUCUGUUGGAUUAUUCUGAUAUUCGUUGUAUUAUUCAUGAUCAUUCUUUCUUUUUUAACAAUAAUUCCAAAUGAAAAAAAUCAAGCUGUAAUAUCAGUGGUUUGGGUCAAAAUCGCAUCCGAUAGUGUUAUUGGUGAUGAAAACUGUGCUGGAAUUGGCUAUAAUACGUCGAUAACACUGAGUUCAUGUGAAAGUGCUUGUCUGGCUAUGGCUAGUUGUACAGCAAUCGAUUUUAAUCCAGCUACUGGGCAAUGUACGUAUCGUCAAUGCACUCCCUAUCCGCCAAAUUAUCGAAGCCAAAGUGGUUGGGAAGUAUGGGCCAUCCCAACCAGUUUGGUUUGGGUCAAAAUUGCAUCUGAUAGUGUUAUUGGUAAUGCAAAUUGUGUUGAAGUUGCCUAUAGUCCGUCGACAACAAUGAAUUUUUGUGAAAGUUCUUGUCUGUUUUUGACUCAUUGUACAGCAAUCGAUUUUAAUCCAGCUACUGAGCAAUGUAAGUAUCGUUAUUGCACCACUUAUCCGCCAAAAUAUCAAAGCCAACGUGGCUGGGAAGUAUGGGCGAUAGAAAGAGCAAUAUCAACUAUAACUAAUUCAUCAUCAUCAUCGUGUCAGUUAACGUUUGAAAAAGUCUAUGUAUAUAACAAUGUAUAUCACAUUGACGACACAUUAAAUGGGGCAAUUGCUGUGAGUGAUUUAAAUAAUGAUGGUCUAUGGGAUAUUCUUAUACCUCUUUUUCACGCUAACUCGCCCCGUAUUGCAAUACUGUUUGGAAACGGCAAUGGUUCCUUUAUAAGAUCAACAAUGACAGACACGGGAUGUGGAUAUCCUGCAGCAUAUGUCGUUGUCGCUGAUAUCAAUAAGGAUGUUCAGAUGGAUAUUGUUACUGCUUGUAUCAGAUACGAAGGUAGACUAGGUAUCUUACUUGGAGAUGGUGACGAAACGUUUCGUGAGACAACAUCAUAUUCAACAGGACGAGCUAGUAGUCCCAUAUGGCUCGACACCGGUGAUUUCAAUGGUGACGGUAACUUAGACAUUGUUGCUUCUCUAAGUGGAAUUCUCGGUGAUCGUAGUGUAGGAGUGUUGCUUGGAGAUGGUAAUGGAUUCUUCGAAGGAUGUAAACAAUAUUCGGCAGGACAGAACAGUCCUCCGAUGUCACUUGUUGUUGGUGAUUUCGAUAAUGACAGACUAUUAGACAUUGCUAUCGGCAAAUUAAAUGAGCCACGGAUCAUUGUGCUUCGAGGAUAUGGUAAUGGAAGUUUUGGACCACCCAUAGCCAAUGAACAGGAAAGCAUCAUCUUUUCGAGUUGGAUAGGUGCCGCUGAUAUCAAUAAUGACGGUUAUCUAGACAUUAUCGUCACAAACAUAGGCCUGAGCAAUGUAGCUGUACUUCUUGGAAAGGGCGAUGGAACUUUCAGACCAACAAUGACGUUUUCAACGGGAUAUUUUAGUGCACCACGCUCGGCUGCUAUUGAAGAUUUCAAUGGCGAUGGUAUGCUCGACAUCGCUGUCCUGAAUGGCGCAGUCUGGAAUGUGGGAGUGCUUCUUGGAUAUGGGAAUGGAACCUUUGGAUUACCAAUGACAUUUUCGUUUCCAUUUGGAAUGUCUUUGCUCACUAUGGCUGCAGCUGAUUUUAAUCGUGAUGGUCGGAUGGAUAUUGCUGUUGCCAUCCAAUCAUCGACGAUUAGUUUAUGUAUUCUGAUAAACACAUGUGAAUGCUGUGAACGGGAAUUUUUCAAUAUGAGUAGAAUCACUCAUCAAUGA
Molecule: messenger RNA, 3462 nt
Organism: Adineta steineri
Lineage: Eukaryota; Metazoa; Rotifera; Eurotatoria; Adinetida; Adinetidae
Source: the annotation of a GenBank genome assembly